Mixia osmundae IAM 14324 is the source of this 906-nucleotide messenger RNA. RefSeq lists its product as uncharacterized. Lineage: Eukaryota; Fungi; Basidiomycota; Mixiomycetes; Mixiales; Mixiaceae. The record is from RefSeq and is a predicted model, not a curated record. The transcript is spliced from 2 exons. Bases 124 to 519 code for a protein of 131 amino acids.
CAGGCAAGACGGUGGCGGAAAGAGGGCUUGGCACGGAGUUGAUGCUCGAGCUCGAGCGCGACUUGACACCCCUUGUCGGUGCGACGGAGGCUUUUGCGAACGUUGUAGAGACACAAUGACUUGAUGGAGGAGCAGAAGCUAUGUCGCAACUGCGGACGGAUCAUCUCGCCUCGAGCGAAGUGGGCGGACGAUUGGGCGACGAUCAGGUACUGCUCAAAAUCGUGCAAGGCUCACAAGCAAGCGCUCAACAGACCAGACUCGCUCGAGCGAAGCAUCGAGCUCGAGAUCAUGACGAUGCUCGCUUCACAGGCCAAAGAGCGCAAAGAGGGUCGAAGUAAGGAGACGACGGUGACUUGCGAGCAGGUGGAGGCCAGGAUGGACGAGAAGCCAGAUCGAGAGCUCGUGAGGCAAGCUGCUCGACGCUUGGUCGCUCAGGGAAAGAUCGAGAUCACGCAACAAGGUGGCCAGGUGGUGGAGCCAUCCUUUGCCAGAGGCGUCAUGCAUCUCAGACUCAGAUGAGAAGCCUGCAUGAUCAUCAUCAUCAUCGUCGCUUGCUGGUCUUCUUGCUCUGGGGUGCCAGCUUGGCCAGUCUGCCCGUCUUGGCAAUAUCGUCCGCUGUUGCCUCUGUGAAAGCUUGAUCGUACUCGUCCGUUGGCGUGUCCUGUGCUGCACCGAACCUGGCGGCAAACUUGGCCAGCCGACCGGACUCGUCCUGGACCUGUCCAUCUCGUAGCCUGCUCUGAGUCGUGAAGCCCCAGAGCGGAUGGGUGACCGUCGACUUGGUGAGCGGCAGUACAUUUCUCGGACAAGUCGACUGGAUCAUGAGCGUUGACGCAUCGGGCAGCUCGACCUGUGUCUCCCGCAUCAGCGCCUCUCCACGCCCUCGGCAUGUGCUACGCGACACAC